GUGAAGUGCAACCGCUGACCUUAGCGAGCGUGUUGUUUCCCAACUCGGGCAUAAUGGGCUGGAGCAUGGCGGGUCGGUAUGUCAGUGCAUUACGAACUAUCAGAAAUGGCGUGGCACCGCAUUUCGCCUAACCAUAUCCACGGGUGACAAUCGGAGCGACUCGGGAGGUAUUGUGGAAGAUGGCCGAGAGCUACUUCGAGUAGGUAUAUAACAACUGUGAGCUGUCAAGGAACAACUGUCCACAUUUGCACCUUUGCCUCGCAACCAAGCCUGCUGAGAACAUCCCGUCCGCCAUUCAACAAAGCGUCACAAUGAAGCCGUUUGCCGCUCUCACCUUCCUGGUGGCUCUCGCCACCGCCUCGCCUCUGGCUGUCUCCCCCAGGGAGUCGGGCUCGCUCGAGAAGCGUGACACCGAGAUCAUCUACCUCACCAACUGCAGGUACCUGACCUCUUGCUGCCAGCCGGAGGCACACUCCUCUCGCAUUGCCUACUACCCCGUCAGCGGACAGUCCCAGAACGGCGAGCAGCCCGCGGCCAACGACGUGUGCACCGUCGACAGCAGCAACUACGCUUGGUGGGAGCAGGACGGAAAGCAGUGCAGCUUCCCGACCGGCGUGACCUUCACCACGCACAUCGACUCGGACGCCCAGACACGCCCGCUCUACUCGUGGUCCGGGUGCGUUAUCCUUUUAUUGCUCUCUUCAUCUCCUACGAUCGGGACUGACAUCUUUCGCGCAGCUGGGGUACCAACGGCUUCAAGAACUUCGACUGCUAUCGUGACAACGGCCGCAAGCUGUACGAGACCAGCGGGCCCGAGUGGGCCAACAUCUGCAGCGUCGUUUACUACUGCAUUCCCCAGUAAGCAUGUUGUGCGUGGCCGGGCCCGGUGUGUUGUGGGGAAUUUGGGACUCGGAGUCAUGGCCAUCGAGAUGGGCCGGGAUAAAAAUAGCCAGCUGAACGUAUCAAAUAUGCAUAGCCCUGGCCAUAAGUUAAAACAUAUAUCUGCUGGAAGUCGUGCAUUGUUGAAUGUUUCCUGUUCUAGACCCUGGAGGCCGGGGGCCCGGUUGACCAAAAAGAACAAGCAGCCCCUGAUGAGUCUUGCCCCUGGGAGAAACGUCUCUCUUGGUGGUGCAACAUCACGCCAGGCUAGGCCAAGAACCUUGCCAAACGUCCUCAGCCGGUGUUUGCCCUGAAGGAUGCCGAGCAGUAUGUCUGGGGGCCCGCUUGUGUGCAUGAUUCUUGUCGCCUGAGUGGCGUGGAGGGGCACCGGGGACACGAAGUCCAAAGUACACCUCGUGUAUGAGGUGGAUGACACGAUGACCAGGGCAUGUGUCUUUGUACAGGACAGACCCAGCUUCAUCGUCAUCGAUACGUAUCAGAUCUGCCACACUUUCUACUACGUAGGUACUCAACAAACACACAGUCAAAUGUAGUUCACCCGCCACCGAAUGGCAGGGUACAAAGGAGAAGUUUCUACGUGAAUUUGGAUGUUGCUAGGGGUCAUGAUGGCAUCCGGACAUGAUGCUCCGGUGUAGAUCGACGGCAAAAGAGCAGCCAGAAAUGACGGCAACUAUCAUAAAUGCACUGCUGCGGCUUACCCC
Chaetomium fimeti is the source of this 1601-nucleotide messenger RNA. RefSeq lists its product as uncharacterized. Bases 312 to 1193 code for a protein of 293 amino acids. The transcript has 3 exons. Lineage: Eukaryota; Fungi; Ascomycota; Sordariomycetes; Sordariales; Chaetomiaceae. The record is from RefSeq and is a predicted model, not a curated record.